Messenger RNA from Chara braunii, 1890 nucleotides. The record is from the annotation of a GenBank genome assembly. Lineage: Eukaryota; Viridiplantae; Streptophyta; Charophyceae; Charales; Characeae.
GGGCGUGGAAAUCAAGCUCUUUGCUGCCGGCCAAAAGAGCGCGGAGGUAGAAAGAGUGACAGGGAGGGAAAGAGUGACAGGGAGGUAGAAAUACCGGCGCCACUGCUGUACUCGGCUGUACGUUGUGUGCGGGGACACAACAUCGCGACCAGCGUUUCCUGUCUCCUAUUCGUGGCGAGACUUGAGAGCGAGACGCACAGAGAGACGCUCGGCAGAUCCGAGGAGAGGCUGCGUUGCACGUGUGAUCGUUAGCGACGUGGUGAGCCCACAGCUACCCAUCGGCGGCAAUGGCGGCGUCCUCCUUGCCGUCCCGCUUAGCUCUUUGUGAAAAUGCCUUGUCAGCAGGUUUGCGAGCGGAGCUUACCGCCGCCCGCCAUUAUAGCGAUACAGAUGCCUCUUCCGUGCUUCCCGCCGGCGGCUCCGCGCAGUCAUGCGAGCUAGGCGCAGCGGCAUUCCCGUCGUCCUUCUUGGGAACGACGACGACGCCAUCGUGUGGCCGUCGCUGUAGAGUUCGCUUCGAGCGCCGUGAUCCUUCUCCCGCCACACUCGCCAUCGCCUCGUCUGCUGCGAGCGCGGGCGCCGCCGCCGGCAAGCGCUCAUCGGAUGCUCGUGCUCCAUUGGGAAUAGGAGUAUUCGUGGCUCUCCCGUGUCAAUCUGGUGAGGACGACCCCGCGUUGUUGUCACCUCCCGCAGCUGCGCUUCCUGGCGAGAACUGCUGCCGCCGUCCUCGCCGCCGCUUUCGUGGCCGCCAUCUCGGAGCGCAGCGGCCGGUCAUGGCGUCCGUUCUCGAAGCGGUUCCCUCUCCUUUGUCGGAAGAAGAUACCACGGCAUCUCCACCGCCUAAUUGUUUCACAGCCGGCGAUGAUGGGUAUCUCUAUUGCGAUGGGAUUCGAGUGGAAGAUAUCAUGGAAAAGCACGUCUUAGAGAGACGGCCAUUCUAUCUGUACAGCAGAAACCAAAUCACGAAGAAUUAUUUGGCCUAUGCACGAGCGCUUGACGGGUUGCAAUCGACCAUCGGAUACGCUGUUAAGGCCAAUAACAACUUGAAGAUUCUUCAACACCUUCAGUCUCUGGGAAGCGGGGCGGUUCUCGUUAGCGGGAACGAAUUGCAGCUGGCGUUGAAGGCAGGGUUCGACCCCUCCAGGUGUGUUUUCAAUGGAAACGGGAAGCUGUUGGAGGAGCUGGUUGUGGCAGCGGAGAAUGGAGUCCUUGUAAAUGUGGAUAGCGAGUUUGACCUGGAACAGAUCGCGGAAGCUGGUUCCAUAGUCAAGAAGCCAGUGAAUGUGUUGUUGAGAAUCAACCCGGACGUGGAUCCAGAGGUCCAUCCGUACGUGUCUACGGGGAACAAAAAUUCGAAGUUUGGUAUACGGAACGAGAAGCUGCAGUGGUUCUUGGACGAGAUCAAGAAGCGCCCUGAGCAGCUGACUUUGGUUGGUGCUCACUGUCAUCUUGGCUCGACAAUUACUAAGGUUGACAUUUUUGCUGAUGCAGCAGUGCUUAUGACCCAGUACUUGGCAGAGAUUCGAAGUCAAGGGUUCAAGGUCAAGUACCUGAACAUUGGUGGAGGCCUUGGCAUUGACUACUCAAGAUCUGGAAAGGUGUUGCCGACACCAGUGGAUCUGAUAAACACGCUGAUCUUUGUCAGAGACUCUGGGACUCUGGGCUCGGCUGUCUGAGACUCCAUCUCUGGGUCGAAAUCGACUCUGGGACCACGUAACUGAUGUCCAGAGAGGCUGCUGGAUCAAUCUACAAAAUGUAGGCCAUGCACCGAGCCAUCUCGUCAUCCGCAACACUCCUGAGGAAUAUCUCCUGUCGCUCCAAUCAGGAUCUGAACACGUCCCUUGCCGUAGAUAUAAUCAUAAGACACCUCGAUAAAGCAGUCUCCGUAAA